Prunus dulcis (almond) is the source of this 5040-nucleotide messenger RNA. Its product is annotated as NADH-ubiquinone oxidoreductase chain 4-like. The coding region runs from base 2814 to 3878 and encodes 354 amino acids. The transcript has 2 exons. Gene Ontology annotation, biological process: ATP synthesis coupled electron transport; electron transport coupled proton transport; aerobic respiration. Lineage: Eukaryota; Viridiplantae; Streptophyta; Magnoliopsida; Rosales; Rosaceae. The record is from RefSeq and is a predicted model, not a curated record. Gene Ontology annotation, molecular function: ubiquinone binding; NADH dehydrogenase (ubiquinone) activity.
GCUUUUUUUAUUUUAUGUGAAAUUGACGAAAACCCGAUAUUUAAAGGUCGGUAAUGUUAGAAGACGACUGUCGGUAUCCGAUGGUAAGAUACCUAUGGUCGGUAUAUCUUUGAAAGCUCAGACGGAGAGAAUAAACGUACUCUUCGGGGGCUACUUAAGGCACUUUAGUGCAAACCAGAAGGACUGGGGCUGUUGGAUGUUGCUCAGUGCUGCUAUAACUUAACAACCAAAAAGCUCUGCGUCGAACUUAAGCCCCUUCGAGUUGGCGACGGAGCAACAGCCUCUGACGCCCCACACCAUUGCGGCAGGAGGGGGCUUGCCCAUCAGCCUACUUUGCCAAGAGGUGGCAGGAGCGCAACGAUCUAGCCCAAACCUACUUAGAUGAAGCAGCAAGGCGUAUGAAGGGAGCGACGCCCCUUCUUCUUGGAGAUAGCUCCAAAAGCCAAACCUAGCCCAACCUACUUAAACAACCCAAUGGCUCGGCCCGGUCUGAAGGAAGAAGAAAGUAGACUUCGUAGAGAAGCGGAUAGGAGGGGUAGCCUAUAGACUCAAGCGAUCAGCUCGGUGAAAACUCACCUCGUAUUCCAUGUGAGUCAGUUGACUUCAAUUAGACCAGACCGACCUAGGGAGGACCCACGAGGGCACCACCAGAUGUUUUAGAUAACCUUUAUAAAGAAGAAGUUGAGUAUAUCAUAGCUGACCGCACCAUGGGCUAGCCCGUACACCCACUGCACGAGUGGAAUACUACUUAGUCAAGUAGAAGGGCCAACCUGAGAGCGAGGCAAAAGCUGGGAACGGGCUGAAACUUACGAGUCGAAGACCAAGUCAGAGACUACUGGACGUCUCGCAGAGCGACUCUCAACGAGGACGUUGAGACUUUUCGAAAAAAAAAAAAAUGUUUUUUGGCUUAACCCGUCUUUACUAAAGAUCAAGGAGUACACUUGUACUCCGGCUAAUAGGGGAAGGCUUUUUUCAAAUCCAAGUUUGACUCUGAUUAGAUCCUUAGCGCAAGCGCUAAGUAAACAAGCUACCUUCUGUAAUAAAAACCGAGGAAAAAUAACGUCAAAUAGAAACGAACAGGGUCUUACGGCACGAUCACUAUAUCUUUUCCUUUUCUUUAUCUCUCCUCUAUAGAAAGAGAGGAUGAUACGGGGCGCGGUAUACCUGAUCAUUUGGUCAACAAGACGUACGCAAGUCGACAUAGCUCCAUAUAUAUGUUCUUUUGAGCUUGAAUCCAUAAAUAGAAUGAAAUGAAAUAAUGGUGAGCCCAGUAGUAGUAGGGCGACGAACACGGCUCAAGGGUUUCUAUACAAAGCCCUUCUCUUCUUCACUCAAAGGGGCAAUGCACUCUUUGAAUGGUACUUGAUUCAUAAAGAAUGAAUCUUUUGGUUAGAAGUUAUACGGACUUUAUAAAAGUAAAUGCCACGUUCCGCGUGUCACGAGAUAUGGGGCGUUCUAAUCGAAGGGUCAUACUUCUCGUCUCGGCCCUAUUAGGGUAAGGCCAAUGCACCAGCCAGCCGGUGUGGUGGCGAACACGAUCUGCUGUAAGCUAAGCUGUUCACCUUGUAGACGGAGGAGAUAUAGAAAGUGUGCCGUGCGUGAUUCAUAAGAUUAUAUAGUAACACCAGUAUAUUAUUAUAUUUCACUUAGCCUGCCUCUCCCAUGACUUUCCGGACCAACCAACCCGGAUCUGCCCUCGCAAGUCUCUCCGCGUUUUGGGAGCAGAGCAUGCAAAAUCGAGCAAUGGGUCUUAGAAGAAUUAAAUUUUGAACGGCAUGACUCUUUCUAUUUUUGCGCCGGCAUUUGAGUUGUCUCCCCUCCUCUUUCAAUCGACACACUCCACACAGAUAGCUCCCGUGGCCCCGGCUUCUGCCUCUAUCAGGCGGCGACAGCCCCUACCUUCCCCAAGAACCCUUUUUUAAGGAUUCGGCAGGCCCGUAAAAAAAAAUUGGGAUACUUCCCCCGAAAAACCAAGGGAGGCGGCGGCCCCCACCUCCACAGCCGCAGCAUGGGGGAGCGGCUCCUUAAUCCGCACUACAACCAAUCAAAAUUUUCUCCAGAUUGAUAUAUGAUGCUAAACCGAGACCGAGAUAGAGAGAGAGGGCUGCCCGUUGGCUUUUCGAGACAAAUCAUAGGAAUGGUGCUAAUUCCCAUGUUCUUUUUAGUCUCGUUUGGUUUCGAGGGCCUCCCCCUCCCCGUCUCUUACUCGUUUUUUGAAAGCCGUCAUCCUGGAUUUUUGUUUCCGUAUGCCGGGGAAAGUGCCUCACCCUUCUACAAUUUUUUUUUUUUUAAUUUCCUCGGGUCUCUAUAAAACAGAAUGAAAAGCCCGGGUAGAAGCACAAACAAAGGGAGAGAGGAAAAGUAGAAAGGGGGGAAGAAGUCUAGCGCUAGUUCUUACGGAAACUUCUUUUUCUAACUUUCAUUUUUGAGUGGUUUCUUUGUUCUCUUAUUUUGAUUGAAAGAAAGACAAAACUUCCCUCUCUUUCUCUUCUUUCUUUUUUUUCCCUUCGACGAAUUGCGUUUUGUUUUGCCAGAGAUAUUUUUUUAGAAAGAUUCCCCAUUGGAUAAAUAAUUAAAAAAUAGAAAGAAUCUAAAUAAAGGCGCAUAUGCGGGAAGGGGGCCCCACUACUUCUUCAUUCUGGGGGGACUAGCCUCAUUACUUCCCACCGGGCGAGAGGUGCACCUAACCCACCUACCUACUCAUCAAUCAUGGUGUUCAGCUGACUUGCACCGAUAGACCCCUAUUGUAUUGGAAUUAGGCGCCCAUCUUUUUACUGUUGUCAACUAAUCUCUUCAAUGUUCGAUUCUACUCUAUGUUAGAACAUUUCUGUGAAUGCUAUUUUGAUCUAAGUGGUCUUAUUCUAUGUCCCGUGCUAGGAAGCAUUACUCCUCUUUUCAUUCCAAAUUCAAGAAUACGAUCGAUACGAUUAAUUGGUCUGUGUGCCUCUCUUAUUACUUUUUUGUAUCCCCCUGUUCCUCGGAUACAAUUUGAUCCUUCUACGGCCAAAUCUCAAUUUGUGGAAAGCCUUCGAUGGCUUCCUUAUGAAAACAUAAAUUUUUAUUUGGGUAUAGACGGUAUCUCUUUAUUCUUCGUGAUAUUGACCACAUUUCUGAUCCCUAUUUGCAUUUCAGUGGGUUGGUCUGGUAUGAGAAGUUAUGGGAAAGAGUAUAUUACAGCAUCUCUAAUUCGUGAAUUUCUAAUGAUCGCCGUGUUCCGCAUGCUGGAUCCUUUACUAUUCUAUGUUCUUCCCGAAAGCGUGCUAAUCCCUAUGUUCAUUAUUAUAGGGGUAUGGGGUUCGAGACAAAGAAAGAUCAAGGCAGCAUAUCAGUUUUUCCUUUAUACUUUACUUGGAUCUGUUUUUAUGCUAUUAGCUAUUCUGUUGAUUCUUCUCCAAACAGGAACCACCGAUUUACAAAUAUCAUUAACCACAGAAUUUAGUGAGCGGCGCCAAAUCUUUCUAUGGAUUGCUUCUUUCGCCUCUUUCGCCGUCAAAGUGCCUAUGGUACCAGUUCAUAUUUGGUUACCCGAAGCUCAUGUAGAGGCACCUACGGCAGGAUCCGUCAUCUUGGCAGGAAUUCCUUUAAAAUUGGGAACCCACGGGUUUUUAAGAUUUUCAAUACCCAUGUUUCCCGAAGCGACACUUUGUUCCACUCCUUUCAUUUAUACUCCAAGCGCGAUUGCUAUAAUAUAUACUUCCUUGACCACUUCAAGACAGAUCGAUCUUAAGAAGAUCAUUGCUUACUCCUCAGUAGCCCAUAUGAAUCUGGUGACUAUUGGUAUGUUUAGUCGGGCGGCGGCCGUUAGGUCACCUAUUUUGAGUUAUGGACACACAAGGCCAAAACAUGUGUGCCGGGCGUGCGACCCAUCAACCUACUAGCAAUGGGGGAGAAAACAUAGCAUGUCGCAACAAAAGCUUGAUUCGAGGCGUCAGCAAAACAAAACACUGCCGUCUCUUUCAAAAACAAAAGCCCCUUAGCGCCCCGGGACGGGAGUGGGGGACGGCCCUACGCGCAGGCAACAGCAGCACCGGCGCUACGAAGUCAGAAUCGAACCCUUCUGUUGGCUUUCCCAAUUCAUUCGUGAAUAAGAAUUCAAGGGCUAGAAGCGCUCGCUUCUAGCUGCUUCGCCUGCUUCUUAUUAUGGCGGUUGGCGUGGCGGAAAUGAACGAAAAGCGAUAUGAACGUGCAAUUUUCAAAUAGAUUGAUAGAUAGCCUGAUCUGUUCUGAUGGAUCGAAAGAGUAGGAAUGGAUAGAGAGGGAAUCCAUCAAUAAUAAGGGGAAAUCUCCUAUUUUUAUCUAUAGAUGAGACAACCAUCUAUUCUUGAUCCAUCAGAAAGAAAUCGAUAUGUAUCUGAUGGAGUCUACUACAUCGUACGUAGAACGCCCAAGCGCUUUUAAGGCCUGCUCAGUCAGUUCUCUUAUCCAUCGGUCCAAUGCACUGGGCUCAUCUCAUGGAGGGAAAAGCCAAAAUGUAGUUGUGUUGUUGUUCGCCGCCUCGACGCAUUCCCUUCUCUCCCCGGCAUCGUCCCACACAGAAAGAAAGAGCGCAGAGCCCCGGCCCGACCUGUAGGUCCGCUAACGUAAAGCGAGGAGUUUAGCCUGAACCGGCAAACCGAAGUAACUUUCGGAACCAUACUUCCUACAGCUAACACGUGUCCAGUUCAGCGGGAACGCGCAGCGCAAACGAACGUGAGCUGCUAUACCGAAUCCCCCGCCGGCCAUCGGGGACCGAGUGGUAAAGCCAUGAUCCGCAGGGGAACGGAUCACUCAUUCUUCCAUUGGGGACAGGUGCACGAACGACAACUCCAAACGUCACACAUCCGUCGCCUACCUACCGUUUAGGUGGCACCAGCGAGAUCCAGCUAAGGUAAGGAACUUCGUGUCGCGGCUGCUCCACUCCGCCGCGGUCCCAUGAGCUGAACUUCGUUGCCUUCCCGCGCGCGAAGCGGAUGGGUGCCGCGCUGCGGGUCAGUUUCGGGGCGGGGGGGCAAAUAGAGACCAGAAGAAUGAUUCAUUUGGAUCGACGAGCUUUUUCAGCCC